Molecule: messenger RNA, 1158 nt
Organism: Neltuma alba
Lineage: Eukaryota; Viridiplantae; Streptophyta; Magnoliopsida; Fabales; Fabaceae
Product: tubulin-folding cofactor B-like
Exons: 8
Coding region: 53-781 (242 amino acids)
Biological process (GO): post-chaperonin tubulin folding pathway; tubulin complex assembly; cytoplasmic microtubule organization
Cellular component (GO): nucleus; cytoplasm; microtubule plus-end
Molecular function (GO): alpha-tubulin binding; microtubule plus-end binding
Source: RefSeq, a predicted model, not a curated record
CUUUGCGAUCCUGGAAGCAAGGGGGCGGGACCUCGAGGGCUGAGUGCGGGUGAUGGCGGCGAACUUGCAGAAGAUCGAAGGGGAUGAUUCAGUUUUGCUGCGCGUCACCCAUUCAAAUAUUAAGACCUUCUCCACUGACAUUCGAUUCUCGCUACAGACGUCAGUCGAAUCUGUAAAAGAGAAGCUCUGGAAAAAAUGCGGUACUUCGGUGAACUCGAUGCACCUCGAGCUCUAUGACGACGCAAACUACAAAAUUUCCGAUCUUACCGACAAUUCUAGACCCCUGGGGUUCUACUCACCUCUGGAUGGGUUUCGUUUGCAUGUUAUAGAUCUUGAUCCAUCAUCUGUCACUUCUGGUGGUUGGCUGGAAGAUACUUCAUUGGUGGAGAAAUACACGAUUUCUGAAGAAGCUUAUAAUAAGCGUGAAGGAACUUUUAGAAAAUUUAAAGAGAAAUUGUCUUCCCAAAAUCCAUCAACUGUUGCGGCAAAGGUGCCAGACACCUCUCUGGAAGACCUCCGUUCAAACAUUAAGGUAGGUUCCAGAUGUGAAGUUGAACCUGGGGAGAAACGGGGUGUUGUAAAAUUUGUUGGCCAGGCAGAAGCAUUGGGUCCUGGCUUGUGGAUUGGAGUACAGUAUGAUGAACCCUUGGGCAAACAUGAUGGCAUGGUGAAGGGAGUACGCUACUUUGAAUGCCCUCCAUCUCAUGGGGCAAUGGUUAGAGCAGAGAAAGUAAAGGUCGGUGAUUACCCCGAACGGGAUCCGUUUGAGGACGAAAUAUGACCGUGGUUUUUUUCAUUUGGACCUGAAAAGUUGAGCACAUUUUUCUUAUCUUUUUCUUGAGCAUCUAAACAUUGCGGAUGGAAACGCAACUUUCUUGAAGUUUCUGGGUGGCUCAUGGGUGAGGAUUAUUUUCCCCGGAAAGAAAAAAAAAAAAGAAGCUCCAAUCUCACCGCAUGCUUGUUACAAGAUAUCCACUGUAUUUUACUUCCCUCAGCUAUCAUUUGUCCUGCACAGCUGUUGGGCUAACUACUAAUGUACUUCACUUUUCUGCCUUUCGACGUAGGUUUAUGUUAGGUGCAUAUGUUAUAAAAGAUAAAAUACUACUGAUGCUCAGCAAAACUCAAAGUGAGAUGAUUACAAAGGCUUUAGUUAUACAA